Clupea harengus (Atlantic herring) is the source of this 1236-nucleotide messenger RNA. Its product is annotated as extracellular calcium-sensing receptor-like. Bases 1 to 1236 code for a protein of 411 amino acids. The transcript has 4 exons. The record is from RefSeq and is a predicted model, not a curated record. NCBI's taxonomy places the organism in Eukaryota, Metazoa, Chordata, Actinopteri, Clupeiformes, Clupeidae.
AUGGCAGUCUGUAGGAGGAAGAAUUUCAGGGAACUCAAGUUUGCUCGUACAUUAAUAUUCACUUUGGAGAAGAUCAAUAACGACACAGACCUUCUUCCUGGAGUCACUCUGGGCUACAACAUUCUCAACACCUGUGGAACUGAAAACCUUAUGAGGGCUACUCUGGAGGCUAUAAAUGGGAUAGAAAAGAAACAGGAAUGUGUCAAAGUGCCAAGAUCUCUAUGCACAGAAAUAUGCCCGCCUGGCAGUCGUAAGGUUGUGAACAAAACAAGACAAAUAUGCUGUUUUGACUGCUUACUGUGUGCUGAUGGGGAAAUUGCUAAUGAAACAGACUGUACGAAGUGUCCAUCAGUAUAUUGGUCUAACAGCAGGAAGGAUGAAUGUGUUUUAAAAUUAAUAGAGUUCUUGUCCUAUGGAGAAACAAUGGGGGUGGUGCUGGUCAUAUUUUCUUGUUUUGGUUUCUUCUUAUCGGUGCUUACAACAGUCGUCUUCUUUGUUUUUCGUAAAACUGCAAUAGUUAGAGCGAACAACUCAGAGCUAAGUUUCCUGCUGCUCUUCUCAUUAAAGUUAUGUUUCCUUUGUUCUCUUACUUUCAUUGGUCGGCCCUCUCACUGGUCCUGUAUGUUGCGUCACACAGCGUUUGGGAUCACCUUUGUUCUCUGCAUCUCCUGUGUUCUAGGGAAAACAAUAGUGGUGUUAAUGGCCUUCAGAGCCACUCUUCCAGGCACUAAUGUCAUGAAGUGGUUUGGGCCUCUGCAACAGAGACUCAGCGUUCUUGGCUUCACCCUCAUACAAGUCCUUAUAUGUGUCCUUUGGUUAACUAUAUCGCCUCCAUUCCCAUAUAAGAAUAUGAACCUUUAUCAGGAAAAGAUUAUUCUAGAGUGUGAGGUUGGAUCAGCAGUAGGUUUCUGGGCCGUAUUGGGUUACAUUGGAAUCCUUGCUGUAUUGUGCUUCAUGCUUGCUUUUCUGGCUCGCAAACUACCUGAUAACUUCAAUGAAGCCAAAUUGAUCACAUUCAGUAUGCUGAUAUUCUGUGCUGUCUGGAUCACCUUCAUACCAGCUUAUGUCAGCUCUCCGGGAAAAUUUACUGUGGCUGUGGAGAUAUUUGCCAUUUUAGCCUCUAGUUUUGGAUUGCUUUCAUGUAUUUUCUUUCCCAAGUGUUAUGUGAUUGUAGCUAAACCUCAACAGAAUUCAAAGAAACAUGUGAUGGGUAAAGUGACAUCUAAGUCGUAUUAA